AGGGUGGACGUGAACAACGACAGAAAAAUCAGUGCCAAGGAGAUGCAGCGCUGGAUCAUGGAGAAAACAGAUGAGCACUUCCAGGAGGCCGUGCAUGAGAACAAAAUGCAUUUCAGAGCUGUGGAUCCCGAUGGGGACGGCCACGUGUCGUGGGACGAAUAUAAAAUCAAAUUCUUGGCCAGCAAAGGCUUCAAUGAGAAAGAAAUGGCAGAAAAAAUCAAAAACAACGAGGAGCUGAAAAUUGAUGAGGAAAGUGAGAUUUUAUACGCAUCUCACAAUGAAUUCCUGUUGCUGCGCUUCAUGGUCCGCGAGAUCGUCCGGGACCUGGACCAGGACGGGGACAAGAAGCUGACCCUGUCCGAGUUCAUCUCUCUGCCCGUGGGCACCGUGGAGAACCAGCAGGCUCAGGACAUCGAUGACGAUUGGGUGCGCGAGCGGCGCCGCGAGUUCCUGGAGGUCAUCGACGCCGACCGCGACGGCAUCGUCACCAUGGACGAGCUGCAGGUCAGACUGGGGGGCUGGAACCCUCAUUUCUGU
Messenger RNA from Malurus melanocephalus (red-backed fairy wren), 537 nucleotides. It is a transcript of the gene SDF4, whose product is annotated as stromal cell derived factor 4. Gene Ontology annotation, cellular component: endoplasmic reticulum. The annotation marks the transcript as partial. NCBI's taxonomy places the organism in Eukaryota, Metazoa, Chordata, Aves, Passeriformes, Maluridae. The record is from RefSeq and is a predicted model, not a curated record. Gene Ontology annotation, molecular function: calcium ion binding. Gene Ontology annotation, biological process: calcium-ion regulated exocytosis. The transcript is spliced from 4 exons.